Messenger RNA from Gallus gallus (chicken), 2148 nucleotides. It is a transcript of the gene SARNP, whose product is annotated as SAP domain containing ribonucleoprotein. Bases 36 to 668 code for a protein of 210 amino acids. Lineage: Eukaryota; Metazoa; Chordata; Aves; Galliformes; Phasianidae. Gene Ontology annotation, cellular component: nucleus. The transcript is spliced from 11 exons. The record is from RefSeq and is marked validated. Gene Ontology annotation, biological process: poly(A)+ mRNA export from nucleus.
GGGCGGAGCCGGCAGCGGGCUGUGGGGGCGACAAGAUGGCGGCGGAGACUGUGGAGCUCCACAAGUUGAAGUUGGCCGAGCUGAAGCAGGAAUGCCUCGCCCGUGGGCUGGAGGCGAAGGGCAACAAGCAGGACCUGAUCAACAGGCUGCAGGCCUACCUGGAGGAGCACGCUGAAGAAGAAGCAAACGAAGAGGAUGUUCUGGGAGAAGAAAUAGAGGAAGAAGAGCAGAAACCAGCAGAGCCACCCACCAAAGUAGAAGAGCCUCCUGUAAAAUCGCCUGACGUGAGCACGGAAAAGAAAGUAGUGAAAAUAACGUCAGAAAUCUCGCAGAUGGAGAGAAUGCAGAAGAGGGCUGAGCGCUUCAACGUGCCCGUGAGCCUGGAGAGCAAGAAGGCAGCGCGUGCAGCUCGGUUUGGUUUGGCCACAGUUUCGACAAAAGGCCUCUCUGCAGACAGCAAACCUACGGUAAACAUGGAUAAAUUAAAGGAAAGGGCUCAGAGAUUUGGGUUGAAUGUCUCUUCGCUCUCCAAGAAGAGCGAAGAGGAUGAGAAACUGAAGAAGAGGAAGGAGCGGUUUGGCAUCGUGACGAGUUCAGCCGGGGCUGGAGCCACAGAGGACACAGAGGCAAAGAAGAGGAAAAGAGCAGAGCGCUUCGGGAUCGUCUGAUGCCGGCCCCUUCCAGCUGCACCCUUUGCAGUGUGCAUCCUGAGUGCGUGAAUCCUUCCCUCUUCCCCACCUCCUCUCACCCUCUGUUCCUCGGGUUUUAGCGUUGAGUAGAUAGGGACCCCCCCCCCCAUAGUCGUAUGAUUGUGUUACUUAACCCUUUCAACUCACUCACGUUUUCAAACAACAAACAAGUAGGGCAAAAAGAAGGAGCUGUUCUCACUGUGUUUUUGUCAGCCCGGAGCCCUGAGGUGGGAGCUGCUGCCUUCCCUGUGCGCUGCAGGGCUCGUGGAGCCCUCACUGGUUGCUUUUCUGGAGUGAAAGUUGACAUUUGCUGCUAAGCAAGCAGCUGCUGCGGCCGUUGGUGGCUGCUGUUUGGGUGCUGUCCCAUCCGUGGGUCCUCUCCCCUCCUUGUUUUUAAGGAUGGGAGAACACAGCAGGCAGAGCAGCUCUCACUGCCCUCCUCAGCGGGGUGAAGCUAAUGGGAACUGUCACGGCCAGAAUUGCCAAUUAACCUUAAAUCAAGAUCGGUGUCCUAAAACGAGGAGCAAAAAGUAGCCGUGUGUUUGCAAACAGAGCCCGCUCCCAUGGCUCCCUUUAGGUCCUCCGCACACGUUCCUUCAGCUCAGCAGUGCAUUUCUCUCCUAAAACAACAACUGCUCCUCCCAGCCGUGUGCUCUGGGCUUCACAUUGCCCUCUGUGUGCUCUGGGCUUCACAUUGCCCUCUGUGUGCUCUGGGCUUCACGUUGCCCUCUCUGUGCUUCAGAACCGGCUGCUGCCCAGCUUAGCGUUGCAGAGAGGCCCCUCUGCUCCGAAGGGAGCCGGACCAACCGUGAGCUCUGCCUGCCACCCUCCUUCCCCAGGAGGAUCCUCUCCCAUUGCCCUCAGUGCAGCUCCGUCCCGUGGCUGAAGUCCUUCUGCUGUCUGAGGACCCCACUGAAGUUGUAGGGUUUGUAUUUCAUCCCGAAGCUGUUGGCACCGCCCUCUCUCGGUUCCUUCGGACCCCGCGGAUGCGCCCACGUGGAGCUUUCCAGAGGCCGUACCCGGCUCUCAACAAAGCAAUACGUGUCUGUUUUAUAAUAUCAAACUCCUCCGACUGCUCCCAUCUCACAACGUGUGCCUUCCGCAGCUCUGAGCAAUACCUGUCACCUUCACCCCCCACCCCACAGGACCCGCAGCUCCGGGCUCUGUAGGGUGGGCGACGUCCAAAUGAACCGAAGCUCCCCCAACGCUUUCCUGGUUUAACGUAACAGCCGUACUCAGAUGGUGAUGAGGAUGAUGAUGAGGAUGAUGAUGAAUUGUUUCGGGUUGUUGGGUUUUUUUUGGGUUUUUUUUUUGUAUGUCAGAUUUUGUAAGACGUGUUUUCUAUUCGCCUCGUGCUCCUUUGGGCUGGUUCUUCGCUUGGAACGUUUUGUAGUGCGCCAGGGCGAACGCUGCAUUUCAUUCUCAGUUUCAUAAUAAAAAGUGCUCCUCCGAAGCAAAG